UUUCCAGUACUUGGAGCGAGCGUCUCAGUUUGGUGGUCAGAAGUGUGUGCACACUCAGUGGGACGAAAGACAAUGUCCAGAAGAGGGCGAGUGUCAGCUGCAAGACAACCACUGUGGGGACAUGUUUGCAUGUGGGCCCCAAGGACGCUGUGUUGGACAGCAGCUCCGAUGCAAUGAUGAAAUAGACUGUGUGAAUCACAAAGAUGAAACUGACUGUGAAGUGAUAAACAGAAGAGAAACCAAAUGCACCGGCAUGCUGACUAUACCAGGAGCUGAAAAAGCCACUCAAGGAUAUAGUGCUUUAUCUGGUGAUUUUAUGAAUCAUGUUCUGGACCCAGCAUACUUUGGAGGCGUUUGUGAAUACAUCUAUAAUGGGGAGUGGCGCAAACUCACAUACGAUCCUUUCUGUGAACGCCUCAGUUAUGAUGAUGCUGAAAAAUAUUACCGGAAACCUCACAACUUCCUCUCAUAUCAAAUAAUGGCACAAGCGACUACCAAGGAAGCAUCAGAUUAUUAUGAGGAUGCUGUUAGCUUUCUCAAGGCAAGGCAGAGAGAAAUAUCCUUUAACGUUGGUGUGACGCUGAGAGUCGCUUUUGUGGAAGUUGGUGUGGAACUUAGUGCUGAAUUCAAGUUUCUGCGCAACAUAUCACAAUACACUAAUAAGGAGGUGGGCUUUGUCAGGCUGUUGUCAACAGUGCAAACAGCUCAGUUUAAGAUGAGAAGCAGAGACUUGAUUCUGGACGAGGACAUGCUCUGGGCUCUGGGUGAUCUGCCUGAUCAGUAUGAUUUUGGUGCAUAUUCCCAGUUUUUCAAUGAAUAUGGCACACACUAUGUCACGGAGGGUACCAUGGGUGGAGUCCUGGAUUAUGUUGCUGUUGUGAGCAAGAAUGCCAUGCAAAGAAAUGAAAUGACUGGGUUACAAAUCGGAGCAUGCCUUGGUGCAUCUUUGGGACUGACACUCGAACAGAGUACAACAAUUUCAGUAAAAGGAAAAGCAUGUGGAAAAAUUGCAGCAAAGAUAUCGACUGACGAUAAGUCCAGCAGUGCUAUUGAGGAUGUGUUGGGCUUUGUAAAGGGUGGACACACCGGCUCCAGCACUGGAAGUUUGGCUAUCAAAGAUGCCAAAAGUUACCAGGACUGGGGAAAGAGUCUCAAAUACAACCCUGCGCUAAUUGAGUUUGAGGUGCAUUUGUUGCCCCAUCUGAAGAUGGCAUGGGAAGAGUACAUGCAGAACUUCAACCCGUGUCACUGCGCCUCCUGUAAGAAUAAUGGCGUACCUGUGCUCUCCAGGACAGACUGCAGUUGUAUAUGUAAAAAUGGUUACAGAGGUGAUGCCUGUGAGGAGACGGAAAGAAAAGGUCCUACACAUGGAGACUGGAGCUGCUGGAGCUCCUGGUCCAAAUGUGUGUCUGGAACAAAGACACGUAAACGGGAAUGCAGUAACCCCCCGCCAAAAGAUGGUGGCCUGGCUUGUCAAGGAAGCAGUAAUCAGAAGAAACGUUGCUAAAAUCUAAAUACUCAUGUUGACAGUGUCCUGUAAUUUUAUACUAGCAUAAUGCCACUUCUGUCUGCUGGUUUGGGUUUACCUUCACCAGGUAAUGUUGUUCAAUUUAGUUAAAAUAUGUUACUUUUUUGGAUGACCUGAUUUCAAGUCCCGACUUGUGGUCCUUUUCCGGUCAUGUUCCCCUCGUUCCUCUUCAAUUGCUGUCUCUCUCUCUAUACUGUCAUAUCAACAUGAAGGCAGAAAAGCACAUAGAUAUAACCUGAAAAAUAAAAAAUUGUUACAUUUUAAGGAAACGUUCACUUA
Messenger RNA from Sinocyclocheilus grahami, 1807 nucleotides. RefSeq names its product complement component 8, alpha polypeptide (gene c8a). Gene Ontology annotation, molecular function: protein binding. The coding region runs from base 122 to 1507 and encodes 461 amino acids. The transcript has 9 exons. The record is from RefSeq and is a predicted model, not a curated record. Gene Ontology annotation, cellular component: membrane attack complex. Lineage: Eukaryota; Metazoa; Chordata; Actinopteri; Cypriniformes; Cyprinidae. Gene Ontology annotation, biological process: complement activation.